AUGGUGGCAACCGGAGAGCCACCGCCGCCGCUCCGCUUCUUCCCUCCCGCACUGACGCGGCCCCGGAGGCGAGGCGGGGGCUCACCGCAUCCGGACGGAGCGGCCGGGCGUGCGGGUAUCCCCCGCCUCCUGCUGCCUCGCUCCUUUGUGGAGGGGCUUCUCUCGGCGGCGGGAAGCAGCGCGCGGAGGUCGGCGCGGCCCCAGGGCUGGGAGCCGGCGGCAGCGGAGGGCUCUGCCCGGCUCUGGGGAAGGGGCAGGGGCCGGGGGUGGGCGUUCGCUGGCCGGGGCGGGGUGGGCAGAGGGAACGCGGGUGGGGAGGCGGGGGCCGCGGGUGGGGAGGCGGGGGGCGCGGGUGGGCGUGCGAAGGAGGGCGGGAGCUGUGCGAGGUGUGAACGGGAGAGGAGCGGGGGCGGCGGCGGGCUUUUCUCAGGCGCCGUGCCGGGGAUCCCCGGGCGGGCAGUUUGCUGGGAUUUUGGAGGCUCCGAGGGCAGGCUGUGCUUGAGGGGAACUUGGCGGGAGGGGCGGGGGGCUGUGCGGACAGCAGCAGCCCGGCGUGGGCCGCUUGUUGCGAGCGCCCGGGGAAAGUUGAAGGGACUGUGGCGGGCGAGACGGGGAGCGGCGGCUGCCGAGCGGCGGGGGGGGCCCGGAGCAGCCCGCCCUGUGGCGGCCGGGGCAGCCCGGCGGCGGGCGGGGGCCAUUGUUCGCCGUCCGAGCUGUGCCGGGAUUGGAGCGAGCUCCGGAGGAGCAGCCGGGAGCCCGAUCCUCAGGGAGUCCCGCUGGCAGUGCGCCCUCCCAGCGGGUGCCCGGCGCUACCCGUGGUGCUAG
Messenger RNA from Pseudopodoces humilis (Tibetan ground-tit), 825 nucleotides. The record is from RefSeq and is a predicted model, not a curated record. NCBI's taxonomy places the organism in Eukaryota, Metazoa, Chordata, Aves, Passeriformes, Paridae.